GUUGAGAUCUUGGGUUGUCGUCGCUUCCUUACUGCUAGAUUUUCCCAUUUUUAACUUGUCAGUACACUAACUGUUGAUUCAUUGUCACGGUCGCCAUGUAAUGUCCUCGUUGUGAGGGAGUUGGAUUUAUUAGGAAUUACUAAUUAUUUAUUGCUAUUACUUCUUAUAACUAGGUGUUUACAUUGUCGCUGUUAGACCAAUAAUUACCGACUGCACCUUCUACAAACUGUGCAACCCACUAACAUUAUUGGGGUCAGUACUGCUUGCACAAUGUGCUUAUUUAUGCACUACACCCUGUCAACUACAACUGACAAAACAAAAGAGACCACCACAGAUGAACAAGUAAUUCUGGAGAUAUGGAAAUUGUUUCCAUUGGCCAACACAGAAAAUUUAAAUAUAGUAGAGCAAACUUUACUUGAUAAUACUUUAUUUAAAGAUGUGGCAAGAAAGUUCUCCUUGGUGGGAGGUGAUACAGCCAAGGAAAUUACAAGGAAUAUUUUGUAUUUGAUGCUAACUAAUGACUUCGCUGCAAAUUACAGUUUCGAUGGUGCAAAGGGUAAACUUAAAUUUAAAUCGCUGAAACUGUAUGAAUUAUUAUUAGCAUCAAUACGCAGCAAUUUAAAAACGGAAAAUGCUACUGAAAGCGAUAUUUUACCAGAGUUAAGACAAUGGCUAGCCCAAGCCAAAUUUAGAAAGAGGAAGUAGUGCUUGAAGAGUGUUAUUAUUUUA
This is a messenger RNA of Photinus pyralis (common eastern firefly), 729 nucleotides long. RefSeq lists its product as uncharacterized. NCBI's taxonomy places the organism in Eukaryota, Metazoa, Arthropoda, Insecta, Coleoptera, Lampyridae. The transcript is spliced from 3 exons. The record is from RefSeq and is a predicted model, not a curated record. Bases 271 to 705 code for a protein of 144 amino acids.